AUGUGUGGCACUGGCGCUUUGUUUGUUGACCACCGUGUUGGGUUUGGCAUGCUGGUGCAUGUUGCUGUGCUGCCUGCAGCACAGCAUGUGUUGUGGCACUUUGCGUUUGCCUCGAUGCGUACUGCGACGAUGAAAGAGGCGCUUGCCAUCCCGCUGGUGCUGGGCGGGUGCUUUGCGGCGUACUUUGCCGUGUUCCGGAACCGCAAGAAGGUGGACUAUGUGUUUGAAGGACGGGAGGAACGGCAAGCAGAGGCGCGGGUUGCAGCGGAGCAGUUCCGACACCGCAUGGACGCCAGGCUGCAUGACAAGUCACAGAAGGAGUGA
Salpingoeca rosetta is the source of this 324-nucleotide messenger RNA. RefSeq lists its product as uncharacterized. The coding region runs from base 1 to 324 and encodes 107 amino acids. NCBI's taxonomy places the organism in Eukaryota, Choanoflagellata, Craspedida, Salpingoecidae. The transcript is spliced from 2 exons. The record is from RefSeq and is a predicted model, not a curated record.